This is a messenger RNA of Exophiala aquamarina CBS 119918, 2202 nucleotides long. RefSeq lists its product as uncharacterized. The record is from RefSeq and is a predicted model, not a curated record. The transcript has a single exon. Lineage: Eukaryota; Fungi; Ascomycota; Eurotiomycetes; Chaetothyriales; Herpotrichiellaceae. Bases 1 to 2202 code for a protein of 733 amino acids.
AUGCCCUUUGCGUUGGGCUUCGAUAGCCUCCCCAUUCAUCCUACCAAACGUCGUAAACUCUCACAUCUACCAGACAUGACCCGGGAUCAUAGGCAGGCGCCUGCGCCUGCCUAUGUCUCGAAGGAAGGACAGCAUUAUCGUCCAGACCAUGACCUUGAUAUAAGGACCAGCGACCGGGAAGAACUCAUCCAAUGCAUCAAACGUGGCCAGAGGCCAACUUGGGUUCCUAAGCCUGGUCUCGAAGCGCUAUGUGCGGAAACAAAUGCGGAACAGAACUCUAGUGCCUCUGCCUCUGCCUGUGGCUCUGCUUCUGCCUCUAAAAGGGUUAUUCCCCACACUCCAGAGAAGAGCCCGUUGCCGCCUCCAACCUCUCUCUCUGGCACCGAUGCCUUGCGUCGCUCGCUUUCGGCAUUGCAUACUGGAGAUUUUCAUGACCCAAAUCUCCCCAAUGAUCUCCGCCCAUCGAGCAUCUCCCCAUCUGAUAGAGACUUCUAUCACUCAGACUAUAAUUCUUCAUCUGCCUAUGUCUGGUCACCGACAUACCUCCAUUCUUACAGCCCGCCUGCCACACGGUCUUUGCACACUGACCCCCUCGGACGGCCUCGUGCGCCAUCUUUAGGCAGCAGCUUGUCUUCGACUUUCGUCAUGAGGGUUCCCACCAGCCCUCUGGUCCAUGCCAUGAACAAUCCCUCGCUAGACUUUUCCCCGCGAGAGAGAUCUUCUGAAGUCAACAAGAAUGUCCGACGACGGACCAUGCCACCAAACGCUUUUGACACGUUCGGCAUGUCUCCGAUAGACGACGUUUUGCCUGACCUAGCGCACAUAUCUCCUCAAACACAGCCUCCAAAUGAUGCUUCCAGUUCUUCCCAGCGCCACAAACCACGCCGUUCCUUGAGCUCUUUCACAUACCAACCCGCCAGCUCUCCUCUCACCUCAUUCUCGGCCAGAUCACGGCGACCUUCUCUGGCCUCGGAUCUUUCUCCGAGGCAACGGGCGCCGAUGGUAGGAUCGUUCGAGGAAUCUAUUCUCCGUGGACGCAUGUCAACCCCGCCUUCUAAACCUCUUGAUUUUGUUGCUCAGAUUGGAGUGGUGGGAAAAGGUAACUGCCCAUCAAGUCUAAAGUGUCCUGCCCAUGUCACGAUCCAGUUUCCGGCGGUGUUCUACAAUUAUCCUUCCGCCAAUCAAUCGAGAUCUGUCUAUGACGACAAUCCGAGUCCGUAUGUUGGGACUAUAGACUUGGAGCACAACUUGAAACCUGCCGAACUGCAACCCCGACGCUCACGCCGAACCCAAGCCACCCUCGAUACAGAGGCGUUGGCAGCUGAGCUCACCAGCCCUGAGAACACUCACAUCGGUCGGGCGUUGGUUUGUGAAGUGAGGGACAAACCCCCUUCCACGCCCACAGUGAAGGUCCCACAUGGGGGCGUUUAUCGAGUGCCUCAAGCAGGACAGCUACAAAUAAUCAUCAAGAACCCGAAUAAGACGGCGGUGAAGCUCUUCCUCGUGCCGUACGAUCUAGAGGGCAUGCUCCCAGGAACCAAGACCUUUGUUCGGCAGCGCAGCUUUUCCUCUGGUCCAACACUGGAGACCACUCUGUCCGACAAGCAACCAGCCUGCACAGUACAUGACGCAGCGAAUGGCAAGGACAUUCUUCGCUACCUAAUUCAUCUCAAAUUUUGUUGUACUUCGAAGGGCCGUUUCUACCUGUACGAGAACAUUCGUGUGGUCUUUGCUCACCGAGUACCCGAUGACAAGGAGAAAUUGCGGAACGAAGUGCAACUUCCGGAGCCCAAAUUCAGCACUUACAAGCCAUCUUUAGAGGGUGGUUCGCCGAGUCCAAGUAUCGGUGAAAAAAUGUCGUCUCAACCAAAUGACAGGGUGGCAGAGAACUCAAAAACGGAAGAAAGGUUGGACGCGGAACCAUCUAACUCUGGCAGGAAACCCCAUCAUGAAUUCCAUACCCCUCCAGGGACCAUACCAGAGCACCAAGACUCAAACGGAACAGGUGAUCACCACCCAGACGACCUUCCAGUCGGAACUCAUCGGCCAGUGUCUCCCAUUCCUGGCUUUUUACCUUCAACAUCAUCUCGAAAUUCUCCCGUUCCUUGGGCGGCGGCGUCACGUACAUCGCCCGUGGUUGAAGCUGGAGAUGGUCUGAUAUCUCGCAAACUGCGAGAACUCAGCGGUCAAUUACAACGGUGA